AUGUCGCCUAUUUUACUAGAUUCAUCACCUGCGGAUGAAGGCCUUGGUGAGGCCAUUGCCAUCUGCGGAAUUGCCUGUCGCCUACCAGGGGAAGUUUCAAGCCCUCGUGAAUUUUGGGAUCUGAUUUCCAAUGGUAGAUCGGCCCAAUGCAAGGUCCCCAAAUCGCGUUUCAAUGUCGACGGCUUCUAUCACCCCCAGGGCAUGGAUCGCCCCGGAAGUAUGAUCACAGAAGGCGGUUAUUUUCUUGAUGAUGACGUGCGAGAGUUUGAGAACAGUUUCUUUGGGAUCAACAACCUCGAAGCGAAGUAUAUGGACCCUCAACAACGAAAGAUGCUUGAAGUUGUAUACGAAUGCAUGGAAAAUGCAGGAAUACCUCUGGAUCAAGCAUCUGGGUCAAAUACAGGAUGUUAUGUGGGAAAUUUCACUGUUGACUACAUGGUGAUGCAGCUGAAAGACCCUGACUAUCUGAGCCGUUACUCUGGAACGGGUCUAGGCACUACAAUCUUGGCAAACCGCAUCAGCCAUGUCUUCAAUCUUCUAGGACCUAGUCUUCUUCUUGACACAGCCUGCUCCUCAUCACUCUACUGUCUUCACAUGGCAUGUACAGCCCUGCAGAAUCGCGAAUGUGACGCCGCCAUUGUUGCCGGCGCGAACCUGAUUCAGUCCGCCGAGCAACAUAUUGCUACAAUGAAAGCUGGGGUCCUCUCCGGAACAUCAGCGUGCCACACAUUUGACACUUCUGCCGACGGCUAUGGUCGUGCGGAUGGCAUUGGGGCCUUGUAUGUCAAGAGGCUCGAAGAUGCCCUGCGAGAUGGUGACCCAAUCCGGAGUCUGAUACGUGGGUCAGCGGUCAACGCGAAUGGCAAGACAUCUGGAAUCAGUUUACCCAGCGCCGAUGGUCAGGAGGCGGUAAUCCAAAAGGCCAUGGCCAAGGGUGGAAUCGUUCCGGACGACAUUACGUUUGUCGAGUGUCAUGGCACCGGGACCAAAGUCGGCGAUGCCAUCGAGGUUGAGGCAUUAUCGCGGGUGUUUCAACGCACGCCAAAUAACCCCCUCAUGAUCGGGUCGGUGAAAAGUAAUGUCGGACAUUCUGAAGCAGCGAGCGGAAUUUCAAGCGUGAUCAAGUCUACCCUUGCCCUUGAACGCGGCCAAAUUCCACCCACUCAUGGCUUAAAAAACAUCAAUCCAAAGUUGAAGGUUGAGGACAGGAAUAUCAAAAUUCCAACUGAGUUGACGAAUUGGCCAAACCACUCGUCUCGAGUGCGGCGUGUUGGUAUUAACUCUUUUGGUUACGGCGGUGCGAACUGUCAUGUUAUCCUAGAGCAGCCUACCAAGACUUUGAGUUCAUCUCGGCAGCUCAGACAACUGCCCAUCACCCAGUCCACAGUGAUCCUACCUCUAUCCGCUGCCUCAACCGCCUCCCUCGAAGCCCGCGUAGCGGACUUUGCACGAUAUGAAUUUGGUGACACAGAUAUUGCAGACCUUGCGUAUACAUUGGGCUCCAGGCGAACUCACUUUGCCGAGAGAGGGUUUUUACUUGCUCCGCGGUCACAGGAAAGCUCUCAUAGUUUCCAGACACGCACCUGGGUAACAUCAGCCAGCCCAGUCACAGGUGUUGCAUCUACUCCAUUUGCGUUUGUUUUCACCGGACAGGGGUCUCAGUGGCCCGGCAUGUGUCGUGAGCUCCUCUCGGAAUUUUCUCUUUUCCGGGAUACCAUCACGGAGAUGGACUCAGUCCUCAAGAGCCUCCCAGGGCCCCCCAGUUGGUCACUGAUGGAGGCGAUCUUGGAUGUUGAUAACCCAAGCCUCAUCCAUCUACCACAGCGAUCUCAACCAUGCUGUACUGCGAUACAAGUUGCCCUCAUUCGACUUCUGUCUUCUUGGGAAAUUGCCCCUACGAUGACAGUCGGCCACUCUUCGGGUGAAAUCGCAGCUGCCUUCGCCGCAGGUCAUGUCUCUGCAGCCGAGGCAAUCGUAAUUGCCUACUAUCGUGGAUACUGCGUCUCAAAAUCUACUCGUGUCGGUGCUAUGAUGGCUAUCGGCUUGUCUGAAAGCUCCACCACGGACGAAAUUGCGAAAGCAGGACUGGAUGACCAGAUCCGAGUGGCUUGCGUCAACUCUCCGGAGGGGGUCACCGUCUCAGGCGAUGAGAAUGCAUUGGACAUCUUCUUGGCGACUUUGCAACAGAGGAAUAUUUUCGCGCGCAAGCUGAAGACAGGCGGGCAGGCGUAUCACUCCCACCACAUGGUAUCCAUUGGAGAAGAGUACCAGGCCCUGUUGGAACGGGCCCUCCCUAGUUUGGGUCCCUCGAUUCGACAGCCCCAGGGUGCCUCUGUGAUGUCUUCGGUGACUGGUGAGCUCAAGUCAUCUGGAUUCACAGCAAGUUACUGGAGAAGCAACCUAGAAAGCCAGGUGCGGUUUGCUCAUGCGAUUGAACGCAUUCAUGAACUCACGGAGCACUGUUUUAUCGAGCUUGGCCCUCACUCUUCACUGGAACUGCCGAUCAAGCAAACCUUGGCAAAAGCCGGCGCAGAACUCAAAUAUGCUGCCCCAAUCAAGCGUAAUGUGGACUCGAUGGAAAGCAUCCUGAGCUUUGCUGGAAACCUGUGGCUCAAAGGGUAUGAGAUCAAUUGGUCAAAGGUCAAUGGCCUCCAGACAGGGUUGAAGUCUGUGCGCUCUAUGUACCGCGUGGUCACAGAUCUUCCACCGUAUCGCUUCAACUACGAGAACAUCCUCUGGAACGAAUGCCGCGCCAGUGUUGAAUACAGGCAGCGCAAGUAUCCGCAUCAUGAACUCCUGGGUAGCCUACUCACCGGUGGAAAUGCCCGCGACAAGAUCUUCCGCAAUAUCCUCAAGGUGGAUGAUGUCUCCUGGCUUAAGGACCAUAAGCUUGGUGAUACGGUCGUUUUCCCUGGUGCAGGGUAUUUGGCGAUGGCGAUGGAGGCUGUUAUGCAGGCCACCGACGCGGCGCGCACGGACCCUACAUUUCAAUUCUCCAACGUCAACAUCACGAACGCGUUGACCUUGAACACAGAAUUCUCGACCAGCGCGGAGAUCUUCACUUCUCUGCACAAGUCUGUCAUUACCAAUGCAGCCACAUCAGCCACCUGGUGGGACUUUGCUAUAUCAAGCUACCACAAUGGAUCUGCGGUACAGCAUGCAUCUGGAUCGAUCGCUAUUCACCCACGCAACGCGGCUCUGCAGUCAAAAUAUAAGCCACCAAGCGGAGCGCUUGAAUCCACAGCCAAGCGGACUUGGUACGAAAAAUUCAUCAGGCAGGGGUUGAACUAUGGCCCAACCUUCCAAACCAUCUCCGAAUUUUAUACCCCGCGUAUGAAAUCGGAGUCGUUCGCUAGUGCUACAGCGCCUCUAUUGAAGACAAGUGGCGAUUCCAUUUCGGUAUAUCCAGUGCACCCAAUCGCUUUGGACGGCAUGAUCCAACUAGCUGUGGUUGCAGCCACCAAUGGCAAACCUAAGGAGUUACGUGCCCAGAUACCCACGAGGCUGCCAUCGGCAAUCGUCCACACUUCUACUUCCUCCAAUCAGACUUGCCAAAUGCAUGCAGUCGUCAAACGGAUUGGAUUCGGAUACACUCAUGCUGGUAUAGAAAUGAUUGACAGCGAUGGACAAAUUGUGGCUCAAUUCGAUGAUAUUCGACUCUCCCCGUACCAAUCCACCAGUCAAGCAGACAUAGAAGAUAAGCGCCAUCCAGUUCUUCGGGUACUUUGGAAGCCUGACAUUUAUGGACUGGGGCUCAUGGCCAUGGAUGAUGCGCAGCACCAUGUCCAGAAGUUUGCUGAUGAGGCCCAUUCACCGGUGUCCGGCCCGCUCCUCAAGAUGGGCGCUAUGCUGGACCUUUUGGCGCACAAAAAUCCCCGCCUCCGUAUUUUGGAAAUUGGAAAUGAUGUGCAAGACAUCACCCUGGCUGUAUUGGGACUUCUAUCCGCACAGGGGAGCUUCAAGCGCCUGUCCGCAUAUAGCACAGCAUCAGUUUCUGAUGAUGGCACUAUCUUGGGAGGUCUCUUAAACCUUGAGACUGGAGAGCGCUGCUCCAGUCCCACUGAACUGGACCAUGAGUAUGACCUCAUCCUACUUCCGGCGAUGAACGAACAUAUCGACCGGGCCGUGGAUACCUUUGGCGGCUUGAUGGCCGACGACGCAUCCAUUUUGGCCUUAUGCCCCGGAUUGACAAGCAAUUCAUUUGCCUCGCGUGGUCUCGAUUGUCUUCCCGUCCGCCUUUCCGAGGAUGGUACAACACUUAUCGUUGCGCGCAAGCCGCAGGAAUUGCAACAAGUUUCACUGCAAAGGCACAAAUUCCUCAUCGUUGAGCGUGAGAAAACUGCGCUCGGAUCUGCACUGGCGGAUACCCUGAAACCCAUCCAAGGACAAUGGGUGAUGCGCGUCCGGCUAAAUGAGCUCACACCCGCACAUGUCUCGAGCGGGACAACAAUUUUCAACCUCUGUGAGAUAAAGUCUCCUCUUCUAUCCGUCAUCUCUGACGAUGAGAUGGCCCGCGUCAAGGUCAUGACAGACAACGCAACAUUAUUGGUGUGGGUUACCAAUGGUAAUAUUAUGCAUGGUGACAGGCCGGACUUUGCUCUUGUAUCUGGCCUGGCCCGAGCAUUGAUGCUAGAACAACCCUCGCUUAAGCUCUACACCUAUGAUAUUGACGAGCCUGAAACUCAAAUCCAUAUGACUGCGAAGCGUCUGGUAUCUCUUCUCACCCAGCCUGGUAAGAAGCCAGACCUAGAAUUUGCGCAGCGCAAGGGGGUGGUCCACGUCUCGCGGUUCACACCCGAUGACAGCAUUAAUACCCUCUUCCGCAACAAGCAGGGACUUGAGACGACCGAGUCUAGCUUACACGAUGCCAAAGACGUGAGACUCGCCAUCGAGCAAGCUGGGCAGCUGGACACUAUUUAUUUCCAGCAGCUGAAAGCUCCACAAACGAUUGGCCCGACCGAUUUGCGCAUCCGGGUCGCGUCGGUCGGUCUCAAUGCGAAAGACUAUUAUGUCUUGGUUGGACGAGUCGACACGCCCGACGCCACCUGUCAGUUGGAAUGCGCUGGCACAGUCGAACAAGUAGGGUCUCUUGUGACAGAUUUCGCUCCCGGAGAUCGUGUCGUUGCCAUGGCACCAAGCCAUUUCCAAACAUAUCAAACCCUUCCUCAGUGGGCAUGCCACAAGCUUACCGAUGCGGAGAGCUUUGACAUUAGCGCUACGUUACCUAUAGUCUACGCCACCGCCAUCUAUGCCUUGCACUACCGGGCCCAUAUCCAGGCUGGGGAGACGGUCUUGAUUCAUUCCGGAGCCGGCGGAGUUGGCAUCGCGGCAAUCCAAUUAGCUCUACAUGCAGGAGCGGAGGUGUUCACCACUGUCUCUUCAGAUGAGAAGAAAAAGUUCUUGGUGGAUAAACUUGGCGUCAAAGCAUCCAACAUCUUCAGCUCUCGCGAUACUUCUUUCCUCGAGGGUAUCUUCAGUGCUACGUCUGGGCGCGGCGUAGACGUCAUUCUCAACUCUCUGACAGGCGAUCAGCUACACGCGACGUGGAGGUGCUGUGCAGCGUUUGGUCGUUUUGUGGAGAUUGGCAAGAUGGACCUUACCACCGCUGGCCGUCUAGAAAUGGACCAAUUCCUACAAAGUACCACUUUCACAGCCUUCGAUCUCAGCCAUCUCUACCACACCGAUAGUGAGCAGCUUCACUCUCUAUGGAAUGACCUUCUUUCCCAGGCCAUGAAACUCUACCGGCAGGGAACCAUCACCGCGUUCGAGCCGCUGAAUAUUUUUGAUAUCGGUGAGACUGAGCAGGCAUUCCGUUACUUCUCAUCGCGCAGCAGAAUCGGCAAGGUGGCCAUUAAUCUUGAACGGGCUGAGUCCACCAUCCCAAUCCAACCCCUGAGGCACACCACGCAAUUUGACAGUGAGAAGAGCUAUGUGAUGGUAGGCUGCUUGGGCGGUCUGGGGCGCACUCUUUCGCGUUGGAUGGUCAACCGAGGUGCCCGGAAAUUUACCUUCCUAGGUCGAUCCGGUAUUGACAAGGCAGCUGCACGCCACCUGGUCCAAGACCUCGAAGCAUCAGGUGCCAGAUGCGAGGUAGUCAGAGGUGACGUUUGCGAGGCGUCUGAUGUCGAAGCCGUUAUCACUGCGGCUGCCGCCAUGGGUGAGAUUGGCGGAGUUGUGCAGGCGGCCAUGGGUCUGAAUGAAGCAAUUUUCUCUGUCAUGCCCAACGAAUACUGGCAUACUGGCAUCGACCCCAAAGUACAAGGAUCUUGGAAUUUGUACAACAGCCUGCAGAUGCACGGACGGGGCUCUCAUCUUGAUUUCUUCCUGAUGACUUCCUCCGUCUCUGGCAGCGUCGGUACUGCGACCGAGUCUAACUACUGUGCCGCAAACCAUUUCCUUGACCAGUUCUCUCGCUUCCUGCGCAACCAAGGAUAUCCGGCCGUUGCGGUUGGCUUGGGUAUGAUCUCAGAAGUCGGCUAUCUACAUGAUAAUCCCGAAAUUGAGGCCCUCCUUUUACGCAAAGGGAUUCAGGCCAUUGAUGCCGACGAGCUCCUCCAGCUCAUUGAUCUUGCCUUGUCAUCCAGCGCUACAAUGGGAAUAUCGCACGCACACGAUGAAUUAGCCGCUUCCCAUCUUCUGACGGGUCUAGAAGCCUUCGGACUAAAGGAAUUGCGCAAGAGAGGCUUCGAAGGGUCCCAUCCAGCUUUGGACGAUCCACGCGCCAAUCUUUUAGCCAGCGCCUUGGACGGUGGCUCGGAUGAGUCAUCGCAAGCGCAGAACGGAAGCCUACCUGCUGAGGUUACGACCCUGAUGCAAUCAGGUCACACCCUCGACGAGGCUGUGCUGGAUCACAUCCGCCGGCGAUUUGGCAACCUCGUCCUUUUGAAGUACGAGGUUGUGGAUGUCAAGAAGCCUUUGCUGCAAUACGGCAUGGACAGUAUGAUUGGGGCUGAAUUCCGAACAUGGUUCUACCAGAGCUUGACAACCGAUGUGCCGUUGGUCAUGUUGCUCGGCUCGUCCUGCACGCUCGAGUCACUUAGGGACCUGGCGAUGACCAGCUUGGAAGUGGGAAAAUAA
Molecule: messenger RNA, 7077 nt
Organism: Penicillium roqueforti
Lineage: Eukaryota; Fungi; Ascomycota; Eurotiomycetes; Eurotiales; Aspergillaceae
Product: type I polyketide synthase
Exons: 7
Coding region: 1-7077 (2358 amino acids)
Biological process (GO): fatty acid biosynthetic process; secondary metabolite biosynthetic process
Molecular function (GO): fatty acid synthase activity; 3-oxoacyl-[acyl-carrier-protein] synthase activity; oxidoreductase activity
Source: RefSeq, a predicted model, not a curated record